CGUUUUUGCCACAGCAGCCGAAGGCCGAAAAUAUCAGACACCAUGGCUCUGUCGCGCAGCUUCUGCUCGCGUUUUUACCGAACCAACGCGCCUCUCGCACAGGCAACAGGCUCUAGAGGUUAUUAAUCACAAAACUCGGUCUUUCAAGUUGAGUGUUUUGACCAUGAGUGUCGGCGAUUGCGCCGCGUAACGCGCUCGACACGCACAAAGGCGGAUAUUAUGGAGUAAACGCGCGUCGCACGGCCGCUAGACUCACCAUAAUAAUAACAAUUACACUGCUAUGGCACUCUCGGUGAUCCAGACGUGUCGUAGUCUGGCCCUGUCCACCUGGCUGCUGUCCUUCUGCUUCGUCCAUCUGCUGUGUUUGGACUUCACGGUGGCGGAGAAGGAGGAAUGGUACACGGCGUUCGUCAACAUCACGUACAUGGAUCCGGACACGGCCGAGGUCCGCACCGAGAAGACGGAGUGCGGGCGUUACGGGGAGCACUCGCUCAAGCGCGAGGCCAGAGGCGUGCUGGCGAUGCCCGCCGCGCCGCAGGACAGACACGCGUGCGACCCCAGCUGCAGGUUCACGCCGCGCGGACACGGCGCGUGGAUCGCGCUCAUCAGCCGGGGAAACUGCACGUACAGAGACAAGAUCCGAAACGCCUUGGGAAAAAAUGCGUCCGCUGUGGUCAUAUUCAACGUGGGAUCCUCCAACCCCAAUGAGACCAUCACCAUGUCUGAUUCAGGCACCGGUGACGUGGUGGCCAUCAUGAUUCCGGAGCCGAAGGGUCGUGAUCUGGUUCUUCUGAUGGAGAGGAACAUCUCCGUUCACAUGCACAUCACCGUAGGAACACGCAACCUGCAGAAAUACGUCAGCCGCACCUCCGUGGUCUUCGUCUCCAUCUCCUUCAUCAUCCUCAUGAUCAUCUCGCUGGCCUGGCUCGUCUUUUACUACAUCCAACGCUUCAGAUACGCCAACGCCAGGGACCGCAACCAGAGGAGGCUGGGCGACGCUGCCAAAAAAGCCAUCAGCCAGUUACAAGUGCGGACCAUCAGGAAAGGCGAUCAGGAGACGGAGAAUGAUUUUGAUAACUGUGCCGUGUGUAUCGAGGGUUAUAAACCAAAUGAUGUUGUGAGAAUCUUACCUUGCAGGCAUCUGUUUCAUAAGGGCUGUGUCGACCCGUGGUUGGUGGACCAUCGCACGUGUCCCAUGUGUAAGAUGAACAUCCUCAAAGCUCUCGGCCUCACGUCGAGUGCCGAGUGUCUGAAUGAACUUCCUCUGGACUACGAGCUCGCCGUGGGGGGCGUGGCUCUCAACGCCAUGGUGAUGAGCGAUGAUGUCAUGGGCGGUGAUGUCGUCGGGGGGCGUGGCCCCGGUGUGAGGAUGGUGGGUCUCCCUCAGGUCCUCCUGGACUCUGAGCCACUGUCCCAGGACACCUUGCCAACCGAACAGAGUGAGUUACAGCCAAUAGCCAGCGGCAGUUCAGAGGUGUCGCUUGUGAUGGGGGCGGGGCAUUCGGACAUGGACACGCCCACUGAUGAUCCAAAGUGCUGAUCUGGCCACGCCCACUCGUGCUCAAAUGUUUGGGUGACCACGGCGACGGCAUUAGACGAGUUGAAUGGGCUUUGAAUGGCCAGUGAUUGACCGACACACUGCCUGCCGAGUACAUACUACAAUCCACAUCCGAUGUUACAUUCAUUUCAUCUUCCUUCCUUUUUCUCUGAAAAGCAGGGUAAACUCUGUUCUCUCGCCCGCAGUGCACACUACAGUAUGCACUUGAGCUAAAGCACUUGUUCGGUAUCAGCAGACGAUCGGUUCUGCUCUGCUCGACAAUCUUCUCUGUCUUACCGCCGCAGUGUUCGCUGCCCGUUUUACCAUUUGUCUGUGAUCCCAGCGGAAAGAACGUGUCAAAGACUAUUUUGAAUCUGAUCAGAAGUGGUUUAUUUUUCUAUAGAGAAGCAUUUGAUGUGCUCGAAUUCUGCAGUAUUAAAAAAACAAAAGAGAAUCUCAGUAUUUAGACACCUUCCUCAUCCAAAGACGCCAGACCUGGAGUGUGUGACGGACGUCGUGCGGGACAAAACUGUGGGACUUUCUAGGAAGUGCUCUUUGGAUUCUGUGGAGCAGGACAUGUGAUGUUUGCUGUGCAUGCCACGUGCCCUGUCCACUUGAGAUUUUAGUGGAAAUCAUUUAAAGGGAUAGUUGCCCAAACAUAAAAGUUUACUGACAGUGUCUUCACCCUCAGGCCAUCCAAGAUUUGAGAAAAAGAAUCAUUAAUUCAAUCAUCAUCAAAAAGCAUCAGUGUCUCAGCAAUGGAUGCUCUGUAGUGAAUGGGUGCCGUCAGAAUGAGAG
This is a messenger RNA of Sinocyclocheilus anshuiensis, 2335 nucleotides long. RefSeq names its product RING finger protein 150-like. The record is from RefSeq and is a predicted model, not a curated record. The coding region runs from base 281 to 1540 and encodes 419 amino acids. The transcript has 7 exons. NCBI's taxonomy places the organism in Eukaryota, Metazoa, Chordata, Actinopteri, Cypriniformes, Cyprinidae.